Colletotrichum truncatum is the source of this 972-nucleotide messenger RNA. RefSeq lists its product as uncharacterized. The record is from RefSeq and is a predicted model, not a curated record. Lineage: Eukaryota; Fungi; Ascomycota; Sordariomycetes; Glomerellales; Glomerellaceae.
AUGGCCCAUCUCACAAACGCUGGGGCCGACCCCGCGUCCUUGGAUAGCCGCCUGGCCCUUCUUGCUCUAACUGCGGAGAUCGACGAAUGGAACCAUAAGAACCCUCGUUCUACCGAGUUUCUCAACAAUUCCGACCAAGAACUUCUUUCUAACUUCUUUGUGGCACAUUUGAUGCCCACAGCUCCUUCCGUGUGGUGGAAUGGCGACAACGCCCAGAGAGCAAGAACCGAACUUCUCUGCGAGAAAUAUCCGCAACUUAAAACCCGUCAUUGGAGAAAUAGCGGUCAGAAAUCGAUCGAUGUUCUUCGAGUCUGGCGCAAGGAUGCCUUGCGUCUGUUUCCGGAGCUUAUUGGAAACCGCUACAGCGAUGGGGCCGACACAGACAAUGAGAGUGUCGUACCCUUUUCGACUUCCCCAAGCAACAAAAGAAAGCAAAAGAGAGCGAUGGCAGAUCUCGUGGCGAAAAAGGCCAGGAAGCUUCCAAUCACUCCAACGAAGAGCAUGCUUGGCGAGAAUUCAGACGAAGAUGAUCGGCUUGCAUCUACGCCUGCAAAGCCCCAUCAACAGCCAGUCCCGAGCAUCAUCACACCCUCUCCAAGCAGUGGCAGCAGCUCGAUCACAAUGAGUAAUUCUGACAGCGAGGAUGAGCCCUUUGUUCCUCGGAGAAGACGAUUGCACCGCCAGUCCAGCAUAGAAGCGCCGCCAGAUGAGCCCGUAGUUGCUUCUUCCCUGCCACUUUUGAGCAUCUCGCCGACCCGAACUGUGGUGUCGAUCGAGCCGUUGGAACUGCCCGAGAAAAAAGCAGCUUACAUGGCGACUUUCGACGAAAUAUCAGGCUUCGUAGCCAGAUACCAUGCUGAUAUCGUGUCUCUGGAACACGCCGAAUCGGUUCAUCGGAUCAAGAAGUUGGAAAAGAAAGUUAAGAGCUUGAGGAAGCUGUCUAAGAAGCUGAAUAAGAAGAUUCAGGGUUGA